UGGAAGGCCAAAAUGAAGUCGUUUCUUUGGUCCUUAGAUGAACGUGUAUGGAGUACAGUGGUUCAUGGAUUUCCUAAACCCACAAAGAAGAUCGGAAAAGGAGAUGAAGAAACCACAAUCCUCAAAGCCAGAGAGGAGUGGACCACUGCAGAAGUCACACACAGCACUAAUAAUCAAAAGGGGUUAAAUGCUUUAUUUACUGCUGUCUCUUCAGAUCAAUUUGAAUAUAUAUCUGGUUGUGAUACUUCUAAGAAAGCUUGGGAUAUUUUGCAGGUUACUCAUGAAGGAACAGAUACUGUCAAGGGAGCCAAGCUUCAAAUGCAUACUUUACAGUUUGAGACACUCAUGAUGGAUGAGAAUGAAACUUUUUCUGAAUUUUAUGCUAAACUGUGUGUAAUUGUGAAUGCUUGUUCAAGUUUAGGUGAAAAAAUUCCAGAAGACAGGGUUGUGAAAAAGAUUUUGAGAUCCUUGCCUCAACGAUUUCAACCAAAGAUCACGGCUAUUGAAGAGAUCCGCGACUUGAACACCUUGAAAGUUCAAGAACUCAUAGGGUCCAUACAAACCUAUGAGAUGAAACAUCUAGCUCCUAAAAAGAGCAAAAAUGUUGCUUUCAAGGUUGUGAAUGAAGAAGAUGAUGGGCAUUCAAAUGAAGAUUGCAGUGAUGAGGAAUUAAUGAUUCUCACAAGACGAUUCAUGAACUUUCUCAAGAAUCAGGAUCCAAGGAGUCGAGAUUCAAAAGGUAUAAAUUCUAAAAAUAGGUUUGUUAACUAUACUGAUGGUGGGUCUAAAUUUCGCAGGUCAAAUGAACGAAAGAAUCCAAGAGAAAAGGUCCAAUGUUUCGAAUGUGAAGGCUAUGGACACAUAUCUUCGGAAUGUGCCAACACCUUAAAGAAACAAAAGGAUGGCAAGAAUAAGGCAAUGCAUACUACUUGGAGUGAUAGUGAAUCGGAAUGCGAGAAUGAUGAAAAGACGGUUGCACUCAUAACCACAGUUAGCUUGGAUGAAUCACAUGAGGAUGAUGAUUGUAAAGAAGUUGCUAUGCUGAAGCUGGAAAAUUGCAGGAUUGCAAACGAGUUUCAAUCCCCUGAUGCAGAUUCCGAAAAGAAAAAAUUGACAAGAUGAUUAGCAUGGGACGAAGAGAUGGUGACAAACGAGGCUUGGGAUUUCAACCAAGUAAUAAGUCUUCCGCUGUGUCUAAAACAAAGUUUGU
This is a messenger RNA of Prunus persica (peach), 1210 nucleotides long. RefSeq lists its product as uncharacterized. Bases 13 to 1122 code for a protein of 369 amino acids. The record is from RefSeq and is a predicted model, not a curated record. NCBI's taxonomy places the organism in Eukaryota, Viridiplantae, Streptophyta, Magnoliopsida, Rosales, Rosaceae. The transcript has 2 exons. Gene Ontology annotation, molecular function: nucleic acid binding; zinc ion binding.